Setaria italica (foxtail millet) is the source of this 1083-nucleotide messenger RNA. Its product is annotated as cell division topological specificity factor homolog, chloroplastic. The record is from RefSeq and is a predicted model, not a curated record. The coding region runs from base 138 to 830 and encodes 230 amino acids. Gene Ontology annotation, biological process: chloroplast fission; regulation of division septum assembly; cell division. Lineage: Eukaryota; Viridiplantae; Streptophyta; Magnoliopsida; Poales; Poaceae. The transcript is spliced from 2 exons.
CCCGCGUCGCCGUUCCAGCCUCCUCCUUCCAAGUCGAGUCCAGGUCCAGUCCAGCCCAGUCCAACAGCCGACGCUCAACAGCGCGGAAGGAAGAAACGCAGCAGGAGAGCAAAACCCUAGCACGGUCGCUUGCAUCCAUGGCGCUGCCCAUCUCCGGCGCCGGAGAGGCCCGCGCGCUCCUCGCCCCGUCCGCGUACUCGAUCCGCCCGCCGCUCCGCCGCGGCGCCGCCGCCAAGGCUCACUUUUGUACUUUUCCUCAUGGAGCAUCUAGCAGUCAUAUGCUUACAAAUAGCCGGCUAAUCAUUGAACGUCAAAGCUGUUCACAUAGUUCCACCCAGACUUAUGCUCUUUCAAGGAAGGAUUUUUCUCCUAUAACUCAAGAGGUGGAAGGCUUCCUUCACAAUGUUGUUAACAUGGGAUUUCUUGACCGUCUGAAAUUAGCGUGGAAGAUAAUCUUUCCUGCGCCAACCAUAAAGGAAAACUCCAAUGCAAACAUUGCAAAACAGAGGCUUAAGAUGAUCCUGUUCUCAGACAGGUGUGAAGUCAGUGACGAAGCAAAGAAAAAGAUUGUGGAGAAUGUCAUCGAGGCACUAUCUGAGUUUGUUGAGAUAGAAUCACGGGAUAACGUCCAAGUGGAUAUCUCAACUGAUGCUGGCCUUGGCACAGUGUACUCCGUAACCGUUCCUGUGCGCCGUGUGAAGCCAGAGUACCAGGAAUCAGAAGAGCAGUACAGAGGGAAAAUUGUUGGCGUCGACUUCAAGGACACUGGAGAAACGUCUGGUAGUGUCGAUGUGACAUUUGACUUCUUUGUACCCAAUGAGAACUACUGAUUCCUUGUGCUGCUAUUGGAGUGUGCUCCUCGCAAUGUUUCAUUUGUUCGUUGCAUUUGUGAACCCUUUGGGUAGAAAGCUAGAAUGUUUGUUCUCUAGAGUGAUGUAAAUAUCUAGGAUCCCUGUUCGCUCCACAUUUCUUGUAACUUGAUUCUGGAAUUAUGUCGUAGACCUGAGGUGCCAGGUUCUUUGAAAAACAAAAUUCUUUUUUUGUUUAUGAGAAGAUAACGUCCAGUUGCUCUGUCUUUGCCAA